UUUUUCUUUUUUUCUUUUUCUUUUUUUCUUUUUCUUUUUUUCUUUUUCUUUUUUUCUUUUUCUUUAAUUGAUUCUUAACAUCUUUAUAUACUUUUUUUUUUAUUAUUAUUUUGAUAGUAAUAACAAUAUGACCACUGAACAUGACUUGUUCAUGGUACCAACUUCAACUUGGCAACGAGCUAGAAGAUCUCGUUUAGGUAUAGCAUGUGUUGUAGCUUUGACUUUAUUCACGGAUAUGUUAGUUUAUGGUGUUGUUAUUCCUUGUUUACCAGUAUUAGUACUUGAACGUUUAGGUGGUGAUCAAGCUCAACUUGGUUUUCUUUUUGGAUCUUAUGCCUUUGGUUUAUUAGUAGCUACUCCUAUAUUUGCUAUAUUAUCUGAUAGAUAUCAAAAUCGACGUUAUCCAACCAUGAUUGGUAUGUUAGGUUUAGUCAUAUCUACAUUAGCCUUUGCCAUAGCUGAUUCUUACGUAUUAUUGGUCUUGGCUCGUGUGGCGCAAGGGGUUGCAGGUGGUGCCAGUUGGACUAUUGGACUUGGUAUGUUAGCAGAUAUCUUUCCUACGAAUCGACUUGGUAUUGUCAUGGGUAGUGUCUUGACUGCUCAUACAGUUGGAUUUGCUAUUGGUCCUGCCAUUGGUGGUGUCCUUUAUGAAUAUGGUGGUUUUGGUGCUCCAUUUUAUUUCUGUGCUGCUUUUGCUGUUAUCAACUUUUUAGGUAUUGUUUGGAUUGAAGAACCUUUAUUAUUAUCCAAACAUUUCAAAUUACAAGAUGAAUUGGAACAACAACAACAACAUAAUGAACAUACUCCUCUUUUAUUCCCAGAAAACGAUAAUGAUAGUGUACAUUCCAAUAUGUCUUUUGCUACAAAUAUCACUACCACUCUUUCCGCCGCUGCCGUUAUCGUCGAUCAUCCAGAUCUCGCCAUCAAAUUAUCUCAACGAGCCGAUGAUAAAGAACAUCAUAUUACCAUGUGGUCUUUAUUAAAUCAAUGGCGCAUUUUCUCUUGUGUAUGUUGUGUCAUUAUCAGUGCUUCCGUCUUUUCUGGUAUUGAACCUGCUUUACCUGUUCAUCUUAAAAAGAUGUAUGAUUGUUCUCCUUCUACUGUGGGUUUGAUCUUUGUUGCUAUGGUAGUACCUGCUUUCCUUGCUCCUGUUAUUGGUCAUUUUUCUGACAAGAUGGGUCGUCGAAUUAUUAGUUCAACUGGGAUGAUCUUGAUGGCGAUUGUAUCUCCUAUUGUGGCAUUGCAUUUCAAGUCUGUGUACAUGAUCAUUCCUCCUUUGAUGAUAUUUGGAUUGUCAAGUCCCGUGACUUUGACACCGAUAUUACCUGAAAUGGGUGAAAUUGUCAGUGAUAUGGGUGGUGAUGCAUAUGCACAAGUAUAUGCUUUAUACAAUAUGGCCUAUGCAUCUGGCAUGUUCAUUGGUCCUGUGAUCGCUGGUUUUAUCAUGGCACAUCAAGACUUUGAAACCUUAAUGAUCUUGUUUUCUCUGGCUCUAUUGGCUUGUAGUCCUGUCAUGAUGGAUUGGUUGGCCCUUUGGAGAAAAUGUGUUGCCUUCUGUACUUAAUAUAUUCCCCAUUCUUGAUUUCUAUUAUUGACAUUAAAUAUCAUUAUGGUUGUACAUUUUCAUUUCCCCAUCCUCAUUACCAUUUUAUUCUAUUCGAUAAUAGUUUUCCUUUUUUUUUUUAUCCCCUCUUUCCUUCCUCUUAUUUAUGUAUCUAAUAAAAGAAAUAUUUUUUUAAAAAAACGAACAGAAAAAAAA
Messenger RNA from Halteromyces radiatus, 1759 nucleotides. RefSeq names its product major facilitator superfamily domain-containing protein. NCBI's taxonomy places the organism in Eukaryota, Fungi, Mucoromycota, Mucoromycetes, Mucorales, Cunninghamellaceae. The transcript has 7 exons. Gene Ontology annotation, molecular function: transmembrane transporter activity. The record is from RefSeq and is a predicted model, not a curated record. Bases 128 to 1564 code for a protein of 478 amino acids. Gene Ontology annotation, biological process: transmembrane transport.